GCAGAUGCCCCUUUCUUGGUUCUCUCCGUUGCAUAUAAAUCCUCAACCCUCUCCAAAACCCAACUUUCAUCUCAAACCAGCUUUCCCUCUCUCUCCUACUCAUAUUCUAAAAAACCAUACAAACAAACAGAAAAAACUCCAAGAAAGAAGUAGGUGAGUAAGGGAGUGAGCUAUUAAAAAAGAUAGCUAGCCAUGGCCGGCGAACAAUUGCAGGUGCUUAAUGCACUCGAUGUGGCAAAGACACAAUGGUAUCAUUUCACUGCAAUCAUUAUUGCCGGCAUGGGUUUCUUUACCGAUGCAUAUGAUCUCUUCUGCGUAUCCUUGGUCACCAAAUUGCUCGGUCGCAUAUACUACCAUGUUGAAGGUGCAGAUAAACCUGGCUCUUUACCUCCCAAUGUAUCAGCUGCUGUCAAUGGCGUAGCUUUCUGUGGAACUCUUACGGGGCAACUCUUCUUUGGCUGGCUUGGUGAUAAAAUGGGCAGGAAGCGAGUCUAUGGCAUGACUCUCAUGCUCAUGUGUCUUUGCUCGGUUGCUUCAGGCCUUUCUUUCGGGAAGGAUGCAAAAGCAGUCAUGUCCACCCUUUGCUUCUUUCGGUUCUGGCUUGGAUUUGGCAUUGGGGGUGACUAUCCUCUCUCUGCCACCAUCAUGUCUGAAUAUGCAAACAAGAAGACUCGCGGUGCCUUCAUCGCUGCUGUGUUUGCUAUGCAAGGGUUCGGAAUUUUAGCAGGUGGCAUAUUUGCCAUUAUAAUAUCGUCUGCAUUUGAGGCCAGGUUUAAAGCUCCAGCAUAUGCAGUUGACCCCAUUGGCUCAACUGUCCCGCAAGCAGAUUAUGUUUGGAGGAUAAUUGUGAUGGUUGGAGCGAUUCCUGCUGCACUCACUUACUACUGGCGGAUGAAGAUGCCAGAAACUGCUCGUUACACAGCUCUUGUCGCGAAGAAUGCAAAACAGGCUGCAGCAGAUAUGUCAAAGAUCUUGAAAGUUGACAUUGAGGCCGGGCAGCAAAAGGUUCAGCAGAUAGCUGAGAAGCCAGCCAAUUCAUUCGGUUUGCUCUCCAAAGAAUUUUUCAGUCGCCAUGGGCUUCACUUGCUUGGAACGACAAGCACUUGGUUCUUGCUGGACAUUGCAUUUUACAGUCAAAAUCUGUUCCAAAAGGACAUCUUUAGCGCUAUUGGAUGGAUUCCUCCUGCAAAGACUAUGAAUGCCAUACAGGAGGUCUAUAAGAUAGCAAGGGCGCAAACUCUUAUAGCUCUAUGCAGUACUGUCCCAGGCUACUGGUUCACAGUGGCAUUCAUCGAUAGGAUGGGAAGAUUUGCUAUUCAGUUGAUGGGAUUCUUCAUGAUGACAGUGUUCAUGUUCGCGCUGGCCUUUCCUUACCACCACUGGACUCACAAAGACAAUCGGAUUGGAUUUGUGGCGAUAUACUCACUGACCUUCUUCUUUGCCAAUUUUGGACCCAAUGCCACAACAUUUGUUGUGCCAGCUGAGAUUUUCCCAGCCAGGUUCCGGUCCACUUGCCAUGGGAUAUCUGCUGCAGCAGGGAAGUUAGGAGCAAUUGUUGGUGCUUUCGGGUUCUUGUAUCUGGCUCAGAACCAGGACAAGGCCAAGGCAGAUGCAGGGUAUCCAGCAGGUAUUGGGGUGAAGAACGCGCUCAUUGUAUUGGGCGUGAUCAACUUCUUGGGCAUGUUGUUUACCUUCUUGGUGCCCGAAUCAAAGGGGAGGUCCCUGGAGGACAUGUCGGGUGAGAAUGAGGAUUCAAAUGGUGCAACAGUGGGGGAGUCAGAUCAGCCGCCUUCUUAUAAUGGCAGGACAGCUCCAGAUAGUUAGGCGUUUCGUGUAGUUUCUAAGCAUAAUGCUGGAAUAGUCUUCUUUCCAUUGAAAGGGAGAGGCUGUAAUGUUCGAUUUUCUUUUUCUCUUACUACUUGUUAUGUAUUUUUGUAGGUUUUGUUUUCUAUCUGUUCUUGCAAAAUCGGAGAAAUUCUAGCAGUCCUUUCCUUUUUAAUCUGCUGUGAUUUAGUUUUUUAAGAGUACAUUGGUACAUAUAAAUGGAGUCAGUUUCAUAAUUUCACUGAAAUGACUUUAUUCGAAAUUAUAGGUCUGUAGAUGUAAUUAUGUAUAAAACAUGAAGUGCAUUUCAAUUUC
Molecule: messenger RNA, 2139 nt
Organism: Cornus florida
Lineage: Eukaryota; Viridiplantae; Streptophyta; Magnoliopsida; Cornales; Cornaceae
Product: inorganic phosphate transporter 1-4
Exons: 2
Coding region: 193-1824 (543 amino acids)
Biological process (GO): transmembrane transport; phosphate ion transport
Cellular component (GO): membrane
Molecular function (GO): phosphate transmembrane transporter activity
Source: RefSeq, a predicted model, not a curated record